Messenger RNA from Volvox carteri f. nagariensis, 771 nucleotides. RefSeq lists its product as uncharacterized. Bases 1 to 771 code for a protein of 256 amino acids. The record is from RefSeq and is a predicted model, not a curated record. The transcript has 7 exons. Lineage: Eukaryota; Viridiplantae; Chlorophyta; Chlorophyceae; Chlamydomonadales; Volvocaceae.
AUGCCGUUCCACUGUGCUAUCUUAUUAUGGCUUAGGGCCCCCAUGGGAUUAAAGCGUAUCAACUUUGAGGAGCUGCCUGACCAGUUCUGCGAAAUGAACGAGCGUGCGUCACCCGUACCUGGCGACGAGCGUGAUCCACUGAUCAUGGCAGUACGGCCACUGCUGGCUCGUACACAGCUCCAGGAGAGGCCGCUCAAGUGUGCUUACGAUGCUGACGUGCACGGUUGGAGCCCCACCGCCUUCCAUGCCCAGGUUGACGGCCUGGGUGCAGCAGUGGUUGUAGCGGCUACAUCUUCGGGUGCCGUACUGGGUGGCUACAACCCCGAGGGCUGGAUUGGACUGGGAGAGGACCGGUCCUCGAACGGCGCGUUUCUAUUCACCUGGCCGGAGGGGGACAUCAAGAACACAACCGCAUUCAAACUGGCAAAGGUUGGGGGUCCUAAUCUGGCCGUUAUAGACAACCCCAAUAGCGGCCCUCAGUUCGGAGCUGACGGACUCAGCAUUCCCUUAAGACCUCGGGGACAGGAGAGGGUGGUCAAGAGCAAACUUGGCCCCUACUACAGUCGCCUACCGGACGGAGGCCGAUCGCUGUUCAACAAAGCGGACUCCAGGAAGGCCGAGCUGGUGUGGCUGAAGGUGUACGUUGCUGAAGCCCGAGGAGUGGAGUGGAGGCUGGAGGGUAUCACUUGGAAGAGUACUGUGUCACUGCAGUGGGCCCUGGUGGGAAAGGUUGAUGUGGUCGUCGGUGGUGGGAAUAAUUGGCGUGAUUGA